Drosophila rhopaloa is the source of this 1044-nucleotide messenger RNA. RefSeq names its product ATP-dependent (S)-NAD(P)H-hydrate dehydratase (gene Naxd). Gene Ontology annotation, molecular function: ATP-dependent NAD(P)H-hydrate dehydratase activity. Lineage: Eukaryota; Metazoa; Arthropoda; Insecta; Diptera; Drosophilidae. The record is from RefSeq and is a predicted model, not a curated record. The transcript is spliced from 2 exons. The coding region runs from base 58 to 960 and encodes 300 amino acids. Gene Ontology annotation, biological process: metabolite repair.
UCGAUAGUAUAUUUGCUCUUCACUAGUCUCAAGAACAAAACAAAUCAAACUAGGACGAUGUCAUCAGCAAUUACUGAAAUACCGGUACAUUUGCCAAAGCUUUUGGCAUUGUUUAAAACAGUAGUGCCAAAACUGUCUAACAACAAAUAUAAGGGACAGUAUGGACGAAUUGGCGUAAUCGGUGGUUCUUUGGAAUACACCGGGGCACCGUACUUCGCAGCCAUAACUUCCAUUAGAGUUGGGGCUGACUUGGCUCAUGUGUUUUGCCAUUCAAAAGCAUCCUCAAUUAUCAAGUCAUAUAGUCCCGAUCUAAUCGUUCAUCCAGUACUGGAUUCCGAAGACGCAGUAGAAAAGAUAACGCCGUGGUUGGAUCGGCUUCAUGUAAUUGUUAUUGGUCCUGGAUUGGGUCGCGAACCGAGCAUUUUAAAAACUGCCUCAAACAUAUUAAAGCUUUGCUUGAGUGUUCAAAAACCAGUUGUUAUAGACGCCGAUGGACUUUUUCUACUUAACGAUAACUUUGAAUUGAUUUGUGGACAGCGGAAUGUUAUACUGACGCCAAAUGUCAUGGAAUUCCGAAGACUAUUUGGAGAUGAUAGCAAUGCUGCUCGUCAAAAGAUGGCCCUUCUCGGAGAUGGAGUUGUGGUCCUUGAAAAAGGAGCUAAUGACAAGAUUCAUAUUCCCCACUGCAACGAAGUUCACACAAUGCCAUUAGGGGGUUCCGGUCGUAGAUGCGGAGGUCAAGGCGACUUGCUAAGCGGUUCUUUAGCCACCUUUUUUUAUUGGUCCUUACAGUCAAAUGAACCCAAUCCUGCUUAUAUUGCCGCAGGUGCCUCAAGCUAUUUUGUGAAGAGACUAAACUCAGCUGCGUUUCAAAAGUUUGGGCGUAGCUUGCUGGCAAGUGAUAUGGUAAAUGAAAUAGCGUCCAUAUUUAAUAAGGAAUUCGAAAAUAGCGACUCUUAAGUCUGAACUAAAAUAUAUCUUAAAAAUAGUAUAUUAAUCGGGUUGAGCAUCAAAAAUAUAAAAUAUAACCAUUUACAGGAAAAA